GUGUGACAGCACCCAGGCUUCCAGUCUCCAGUGUGACAGCCUUGAUUCCCCCUGUAGCCUGUGCGACAGCCUUGAGACAUCCAUCGCACAGCAUCAUUGCCCAGGAUCCUACAGCAUCUGACUACAGCCUGUGGGAGAUUCCCUUCGCCUUCUAGCCCUUCGCCUCAAAUUGCUCUCCUAAGGGCUGUGGAGGCAACCGCCAGUGCCUCUCUUUUCACCAUGUCUGACCAGAAGUUAUCAUUGGGAGCGGCCAUGUCCACUCUUGCUGCUGGCCCUCAAGAACUGAUGGUGUUGCGGGCCCCGCGGAGGAGCCCCAGCUACCUCUCUGAUCUGUACCAGAAUAUGCUGCGGGACGAACAAGCCCGGGGUGCGGAGCGGAAGAGGAGCCAGCCGCUGCACGGCAGCAACAGUGCCAGCCUUCUGACUGUCUCGGUCAGAGAGGAGAUGCAACAGAGACAUCCUCAGGGCACCACGGUUACAAGCUGUGACCCCCAUCUGAGGCCCAUCAUGCGCCGGCGGGCCAGGUCCUUGCCCAGCUCUCCAGAGAGGAGGAGGGGCAUGGCGGCACCGUGCCGUGUUGCAGGGUGCAGCACCCGCAGGAACCGUGUCCGGUUUGCAGAUGCUUUAGGCCUGGAGCUGGCUGAAGUGAAAGUGUUCCAGGCUGGGGAAGACCCCUCGAUCCCUCUGCACGUGCUCUCUCGGCUGUCCAUCAAUUCUGAUCUUUGUUGCAGCAGGCUGGACUUGGAAUUUAACAUGCAGUGCCUGGUGCCUGAGUUCCAGCAGCCCGCUGACUGUGAGGACUUCUCCAGCCGCCUGCAGCACCAGCGGGUGUGCCUUGAACGAGUGAGCAGCUCAGAUCUGGGCCUGAAUGGCACCAUCAAAGUGAUCAAUGUGGCCUUUGAGAAGCAGGUCACUGUGCGCUACACCUUCAACCACUGGAAGGGCCAGCAUGAAGUAAGCGCUCAGUGGCACAGCACUGUUCCCGGCCAGGAUGAGCGGGAGCAAGUGGAUGUCUUCACCUUCUUCCUUCCUCUGCCACCUUUCCUCCUCCAGCUUAGCUCAGUGGUUGAGUUUGCCGUAUUCUACCGAGUCAAUGGCCAGGAGUAUUGGGAUAGUAAUCAAGGCAAGAACUACAACCUCACAUGUAGGAGUCACCCACUGAAGGUGCCCAGAGAGUGUGAAGAGAGCUGGAUUCACUUCAUCUAAGCAGAACAAGGAAACAAAGAGCUAUUGUCUCUUCACAAGGUCUCUCCUUCCUGAGGCACCAAAGAAAUCCUUCAGAAUAAAAGAAUAACAAGUGAUAUGCACAAAAGUUAUUUAGAGAAGAAGGUUUUAUU
Messenger RNA from Elgaria multicarinata webbii, 1337 nucleotides. RefSeq names its product protein phosphatase 1 regulatory subunit 3D (gene PPP1R3D). Gene Ontology annotation, biological process: regulation of glycogen biosynthetic process. NCBI's taxonomy places the organism in Eukaryota, Metazoa, Chordata, Lepidosauria, Squamata, Anguidae. The transcript has a single exon. Gene Ontology annotation, molecular function: glycogen binding; protein phosphatase 1 binding. The record is from RefSeq and is a predicted model, not a curated record. The coding region runs from base 220 to 1206 and encodes 328 amino acids. Gene Ontology annotation, cellular component: protein phosphatase type 1 complex.